This is a messenger RNA of Cervus elaphus (red deer), 3148 nucleotides long. It is a transcript of the gene IER2, whose product is annotated as immediate early response 2. The record is from RefSeq and is a predicted model, not a curated record. The transcript has a single exon. Bases 1496 to 2170 code for a protein of 224 amino acids. Lineage: Eukaryota; Metazoa; Chordata; Mammalia; Artiodactyla; Cervidae.
GGGAGGCUAAGGCACCACCCCCGCUCAUCCGGAAGAGGCCGGCUACGGUCACGUACCGCGAUCCCGGCCCUUGUCCUUAUAAGGGCAUCCGGAAGCGGCUUGCUCUUGCCCUACGUCACUACUUCCAAAUUUAGUUGUGGAAGUAUGGCUGACAGAGUGGCGGGAAGGUUCGCGCACCGGUGUGGAGGGGGCGGGGGGGGGGGGGGGCUUGCCCUUAAAGGGCCCACACCACGAAUGAAGGGAGCUGUUCGAACAAUUUCGCGGUUUUUGAGGAAUUGGAAAUAUUUCUUGAAACCUUAGUGCGUAGCAGAAGGUGGGGCCGCUGUUUUCUAUCCAUCUGCUCUAUCUCUGCGUUGCUCAGUUUCCAAGUCCUAAUCCAACUCCGCCUCCCCUGGAGCAGAGGCGGAGCUCGGCUGCGUCGUUUGGGGGGGCCACAGCCACGUGCUCACUCUGGCUGUGUUGCUGCUGGGUCCUCCAGGAGCCUUAGGGCAUGGACGCCCACGGUGGAUUUCGUGCGGAGGGAAAGUGAGAGGGACGUUCUGUGCGGAGCACAGAGACAGUAGCUUGGGCUGCGCUCCUGUCUGCAGACAUCCAUCUCCCGUGGAGUGGGCAACUUUGCCCUAGAGCCAGCCAGUGUGUCCCGCCUUCUUACCGCCUCCAAACAAGGGGAGUGAGGAGGGUGGGCGGACGCUGGCAAGACAGGCGUGCUGGAGGCUCCGCUGGUCCCCUUUCACCGCAGUGGCUCAAGUAUUCGUUUAGCAAAUAUUGGACGAAUCGCUGUGCCUCGGCGUCCCCGCCUAAAGAAAUAAAAUACAACUAGCCCUCCAUGGAGUGGAAGUGAGAGAUCAAUGAGAUGUUUAUGAUAGGAAAGCCUUUAGCGCCUGGCACUUAGCAAGUGCUUAAUAAUUGUCAGCACCAUUAUUGAUUUAAAAAACCCACAAACAUUAAUUAGGCUCCUGGUAGAUGGUAGACACAGUUCCCACCGGGGAUCUACCGUUUGGAACCCAAGUUUUCUCUGUCCAAAGGGAAACGUGCAGCCUACGACCCGCUGGGGUCUCCAGACACAACCGGCGGGGGGCCCUGAGCCCCACCCACGGCCCCCCCUCCCCCGGGCCUGCGCGCGGGUUCAGUGAGCGGCCCUGAGAAAGCAGACCACCCUGAGAGUUCAGCUUGGAUUGGGGGACGCUUCUCACAGGAGUUCGGGUCCCUUUUCUUCUCUCAGUAAAUUCCACCCUGUCGCUUUAAGGAGUCUCUCGCCGAGGCGUCGCGGAAAGCCCGGAUGCGGCUCUCUGAUUGGGCGGGGCGUCUCGGUGACUUCACUCCGGGUACAAAAGGGCCCGGGUGGCGGGCGCCGGGGCAGAGCGUCUUGGUAGUGUCUCCGCGUGGCUUGUCCUGCUGAGAGUGGCGUGAACGAGCGCGUUGUCCGAAGUGCACCUGCCACCUGCCGUGCCCAGCCGGGAGUCCCUGCCGCCCUCGCCGUCGCCGUCGAGCAGCUAUGGAAGUGCAGAAAGAGGCGCAACGGAUCAUGACCCUGUCGGUGUGGAAAAUGUACCAUUCGCGCAUGCAGCGCGGUGGCCUGCGGCUGCACCGGAGCCUGCAGCUGUCGCUGGUCAUGCGCAGCGCCCGGGAGCUCUACCUCUCGGCCAAGGUGGGAGCCCAGGAAUCCGAGGUGCCCUUGCCGCCCGUCCGCUCCCCUGACCCUCGCCUGCACCCUCCUCGGGAAGCGGAAGCCGCAGCCAAGGCAGCUCCCGGGGACGGUGAGCAGCCCUCUCCGGAACCCAUGGACACGCAGGAGGCACCGAGAGCCGAGGAGGCCCCCGCCCGCUGUGUCCAGCGCCCCGCCAAAAUCAGCCGAAAGCGGCGGAGCAGCAGCCUUAGCGAUGGUGCGGACGCCGCUCUGGUUCCGAGCAAGAAAGCCCGCUUAGAAGAAGAGGAGGAGGAGGAAGGGGCCUCUUCAGAGGUCCUUGAUCGCCUGCAGCCCCCUCCGGCGCAAGCGGAGGGCGCCUUCCCCAACCUGGCGCGCGUCCUGCAGAGGCGCUUCUCCGGCCUCCUGAACUGCAGUCCCGCUGCCAGCUCUCCGACGGCGUCCCCGGCGUGCGAGGCGAAGCCGGCUUGCCGCCCGGCGGACAACAUGCUCAACGUGCUGGUGCGGGCCGUGGUGGCCUUCUGAGGGUUCCUGAGCGGCGCUACCGGAGCCCAGAGCGCGGGCCGAACCGUCGGCCAGAGUACGCAGACCCGAGGCGAGGCCCACCCCCUAGGGAGCGCUCGCAGAAGCAGUGGAGAGGAGCCGUCGCCCGGGCUGCCCAGAGGCCCCGAGAGGGACUCUGCCCCCGGGGAGCCAUCGCUACCUGUGUGCAGCAGCGACGCCAAGGAGCUUGAGCCGGGGGCGCGGGCGCCUUCCCCCCAGACCUGCUGCUCCCAUCGGUGCUGUUUUAACGGACUGGGAGGUGAACCUCACCGACUCCUUCUGGAACUGGGAGAAGGGAGGCUUGGUUCUUGAAACUCCUCAGGGUCGGACCUUUUUUUUAACUGGGGGCUAUGCUGCCUUUUCAGUAAGGUUUUUCAAUCAUUGGUGUUUGCGUUUCCAACUUAAGAGAAUUCCAGGCACUCCCCUUCCCCCUCCUGUGACAUACUUGUGCAAGCGGUCAUCGUUGCGUCAUGGGGCAGACGUGGGGAGCUUCCUGCUGCCUUGCGUGGGUGGGGGCCGGGAGGAGGACCUGGGGUGUGGACCGCCCUGGGGAAUGGGAGGAGGGCGGCCUGAGUCACUGCGCCUUCCCUUGCUGCGGGUUAUUGCCCGAAGCCCCUACACCUCCGGAGGUAGAGGGCUGAUCUAAUUUCAUUUAAAAAUUUUUUUCUCAUCUGGUGCGUUAGAGGUGGGGAUGUUCUUCACCGUUCAAGCUUGACCCUCAGACCCCCAGGCACAAUCAACCCGGACGUUCCUGGUCUGAAUCACAAAAAUGGGGGGAGGGGCGCUCAGAGUGCUGUAGGGCUGAGCUGGGAUCAGUGGUUGGCGAGACUGGGCCAGUUUGGGGGAAGCGGGAAAUUCUCGCCAGGGCGUUUUGGGGUUCUGUUUACCUUUACUGGUGGAUUCUGGUAACUCCAUCUGGCCUUUUUGCCAGAUAGGAAAAUAAAGACCAAUUGUAUACAA